Hirundo rustica (Barn swallow) is the source of this 1881-nucleotide messenger RNA. RefSeq names its product tRNA aspartic acid methyltransferase 1 (gene TRDMT1). The coding region runs from base 41 to 1243 and encodes 400 amino acids. Lineage: Eukaryota; Metazoa; Chordata; Aves; Passeriformes; Hirundinidae. The record is from RefSeq and is a predicted model, not a curated record. The transcript has 11 exons. Gene Ontology annotation, molecular function: methyltransferase activity.
GGGGAGGCGCCGGGCGGGCCGGCGGUGCGGCCGGCCGAGCAUGGCGGCGCUGCGGGUGCUGGAGCUGUACAGCGGCAUCGGGGGGAUGCACCAGGCCCUCAGAGAAAGCUGCACAUAUGCAGAAGUUGUAGCUGCUGUUGAUGUGAACACUCUUGCCAAUGAUGUUUAUAAACACAACUUUCCCAGCACGCCAUUAUGGGCAAAGACUAUUGAGGGCAUAACACUGAAAGAAUUUGAUAAAUUAUCUUUUGAUAUGAUUUUGAUGAGUCCUCCCUGUCAGCCGUUCACAAGAAUUGGCCUGCAAGGUGAUCUGUCUGAUCCACGGACGAAGAGCUUUCUGUAUAUCCUUGAUAUUCUCCCAAGGCUUCAGAAGCUUCCAAAAUACCUACUUUUAGAAAAUGUUAAAGGAUUUGAAUCCUCUUCUGCAAGAAAUGAACUUUUGCAAACAUUAGCAACAUGUGGAUUUAAAUAUCAGGAAUUUCUCUUGUCUCCAACCUGUCUUGGCAUUCCCAAUUCUAGGCUGCGGUAUUUUCUAAUUGCGAAGCUUCACCAAGAACCAUUUUCCUUUCAAGCUUCUGGUCAAAUAUUGACCAGAUUCCCAGAUCAGGAUCCAGAAGAUUUACUCAAGGAAGAAGUUGCUGACAAAGUCAGUGAAACCAGUUCCGCUUUGUCCUCUGAGGAGAAAAAUCUGGAUCCAAACGUUGGUCCAGAUUGCAGCAGCAAGAAGAGUUUACCAAAAGGGUCCUUUCUAUUUAAGCUUGAAACAGUAGAAGAAAUGGAAAGAAAACAUAAUCAGGAUAAUGAUUCCUCUAUUCAAAUGCUAAAAGACUUCUUGGAAGAGGAGAACAAAGAAAUGAGUCAGUAUUUCUUACCACCAAAGUCCUUACUGCGCUAUGCUUUCUUGUUAGACAUUGUUAAACCCACCUGCCGGAGAUCCACAUGCUUUACAAAAGGGUAUGGACACUAUGUAGAAGGCACUGGCUCAGUUCUGCAGACAGCAGUAGAUGUAGAGCUUGAAUCAGUGUUUAAACACAUUGACAAGUUACCGGAAGAAGAGAAACUUAAGAAGUUGUCAACACUAAAACUGAGGUACUUUACCCCAAGAGAAAUAGCAAAUCUUCAUGGAUUCCCUUUGGAAUUUGGUUUUCCUGAAAAGGUAACAGUAAAGCAAUGCUAUCGUCUUCUGGGAAAUAGCCUCAACGUACACGUGGUGGCAAAAUUGAUCUCCAUUCUGCUUGAAUAAUUUAGAGCCUGAAACUGAUGCAUAUGGACUGGUGACAGAAAAUACUUCCAUCUUUUAGGAGAAAGCUGAUGGAACCUGGACAAAAACCAGAGCUUACCAAGAUAUUUGUCCAGAUAUUUUGCUGAACAGUUUUGAUAUGUUUUUCAUAACUUGCAUUCAUGAUGGAUUUGAACUGUAUAGGUAUUUUAUUUAAAUGGCAGUUUGCAGGACUUACUUGCCUUUUGUUGUUGCUGUUGUUGGUUUUUUGGGGUUUGUUUUGGGUUUUGUUGGUUUUUUGGGGGUUUUUUUGGUGGUUUUUUUGUUUGUUUGGUUUUUUUGUUUUUGUUUUUGUUUGCAGAAUGAAAAAUAGCAGCAUAUGCAAAUACUUCAAUUAGAAAGGAUAAGAUUAUUUUAUUUUUUUUAUCUUAAAACCAUUUUCUCAGUACUGUGUCAAAGCUGUUUUAAUUAGGUUCAGAGACCAAGUUCUACGUGUAAAAUGUCUUCAUCUGUAAACGUAAGUGAUGCAUUCUGAAAAGAUUUACUGUAUAUAUAAUCUGAAAUUUUGGUGUGAUUUUUGUAGCUCAUGAAACUAUUAAAUUCAGUAUUUUAUAUACAAUUUUUUAAUAUAUAGUGUUGUUCUUUAUGGUUGUCUCAUCUUC